AUGUCUAGCCAUAUCAAGUUCGCAGAGCCCAUCCAGAAGAAAGGUGGCGACGGGCCUUCAAGGAGGGAUACUAGGGAAAAGGGGUCGACACAAAGAGCACCUUCUCCCGGAAGUGAAAUCGUCUAUCCGACAGGAUGGAGACUCGUGCUUACUACCAUAGGGCUCUUGAUUGGAUUUUUUCUCUCCAAUCUGGAUGUGACGAUUGUAAGCUCGUCUCUCACCAGCAUGACAGAUGACUUGAAAGGCUUUGAGAAAAGAAGCUGGAUCGUCACCGGGUACCUGGCCACCUACACAGGGUCCAUGGCAAUAUGGACAAAAGUGAGUGAUAUAAUUGGGAGAAAGCACACUACAAUUGCUUCGCUUGUUAUUCUGCUCGCAUUUUCAAUUGGAUGCGGAUGCGCCCACACCAUCAACCAACUUAUAAUUCUUCGAGCACUCCAGGGGAUAGGAGGUGCUGGUGCGUACGCACUGGCACUAUUAUGCAUCUACGAGAUAGCUCCUAAAACGAAGCUUCCGACAUACAGUGGUCUCAUGUCAUUUUGCCUCGCUCUUGCAUCUUUGAUAGGCCCAAUAAUCGGAGGCGCCUUUGCGCAAGUCUCGGCCUGGAGAUGGGCUUUCCUUAUCAAUGCUCCAUUAUGCGGUAUUGCGAUUAUUGUUAUCUUUAUUGCUAUGCCUACAAACUUCGGUCUCGAUCAGCAUACUCCGUCAUUUAGAACGCGAGCAUCGUAUCAUUCAUUUGCAAAUCUUGAUCUCGUGGGGUCAGUCCUGCUGAUGGCAGGCUCGUUCUUGAUUGUCGCUGUUUUGAACGAGACGAAUCUGGCAUUUUCAUGGUCCUCGGGGGGUGCAAUUGCGCUCCUCGUGCUAACGGGAGUUUCCUGGAUUGCUUUCUUUGCUUGGGAGUGGUAUAUUUCAGGAAUUCCAGGGAAAGAUCCCAUAUUCCCCAAACGCUGGCUAUUCGACCGUCCGUGGAUGGGUAUACUGAUCUCUUCAUUUGUCAUUGGUGUACCUUUCAAUGUUGUCAUCGUGUAUGUUCCGCAGCAAGCAGAAAUCCUGCUAGACAAAUCGCCGUUAGACUCUGGUAUCUACUUGAUUGGAUACUCGGCUGUGGCGGCAUUUGCGGCGGCAAUUGUGAACGUCGCCAGCUCUAGAGGACGUAUCCCAUUUGUUUACACGCUGCUCGUGGGCUGUGUAGUACACACUGUUGGCAUGGGACUUCUCUCAACCAUUACGACAUCACAGGGCUUUCAUGCCACGGAUAUUGUUUACGAGGCAAUUGCAGGCGCUGGCAUGGGGGUAAUAAUGGGAGUUUUGGUGCUAUCAACACCAUACGUAGUCGAAGACAGAGAUCUUGCGAUUGCUACUGGGGCUGUUGUGCAGUUCCGGUUCCUCGGAGGUGCUAUCGGCCUUGCCAUUGCAUCCAAUAUCUUGAACGGCCGACUGGCACAUCAUUUGCACGAUGUUCUGACAUCCCACGAACUGCAUCUGUUCCUCGAGAACGUGAAAUCUAUAGAACAUCUAUCACCACAUCUACAGGAACAGGUGAAAGAUAUUUUCGCUGGGAGUUACAGUACGCAGAUGCGUGUCAUGAUCGGAUUUGCGGCUGCUCAGAUAUUGGCAAUUUUCCUAAUAAUCAAGCGAGGUCGGCAGCUUGCAGCUGGAAAGACACACCCGGGCAUUAGUUCGGGGUAA
Messenger RNA from Penicillium canescens, 1689 nucleotides. RefSeq lists its product as uncharacterized. Gene Ontology annotation, biological process: transmembrane transport. Gene Ontology annotation, molecular function: transmembrane transporter activity. The transcript has 7 exons. Lineage: Eukaryota; Fungi; Ascomycota; Eurotiomycetes; Eurotiales; Aspergillaceae. The coding region runs from base 1 to 1689 and encodes 562 amino acids. The record is from RefSeq and is a predicted model, not a curated record.